Messenger RNA from Acipenser ruthenus (sterlet), 3053 nucleotides. RefSeq names its product von Willebrand factor D and EGF domain-containing protein. The record is from RefSeq and is a predicted model, not a curated record. Lineage: Eukaryota; Metazoa; Chordata; Actinopteri; Acipenseriformes; Acipenseridae. Gene Ontology annotation, biological process: anatomical structure development. Gene Ontology annotation, cellular component: cell surface; extracellular region. The transcript is spliced from 5 exons. The coding region runs from base 2187 to 2828 and encodes 213 amino acids. Gene Ontology annotation, molecular function: signaling receptor binding.
AAUAAUAUCUUUAUUUUUAUAUAGCACCUUUCAUAGUGGACCACCAUCACAAAACACUUUACAGAGGUAGGCUGUGAACUGUGCAUUAUAUGCAAAGUUACUUACAAGAGGACAUUGAUUUAACAUCUCAUCCACAGGAUGGAGCACAAUGAGGUUAAGUGACUUGCUCAGGGUCACACAGUGACAGUCAGUGGCAGAGGUGGGAUUUGAACCAGUGACCUUUUGGACUUUAACCAUUGGACCACACUGCUUCGUUGGAUAUUAAUAAUGGAGUCUCCAUGUGCUUGCCUGUUAGUAUAUAUAAGAAAAGUAAUUUUAUGCUUACUAAAGCCAGUAUUUUUAAAGAUAAAACUACACUAGAGAAGGCUGCACUAGUUGAAAAAGAAUGUGUUUUUAAAAUUGAGUAGUUUAAGAAAAUAAAUCCUUAGUGCUGAAGUUAAACAGAUCGAGACAGUGUGCUGUUGAACAACAGCACUUCUUGAAUCUUGUUCAGCCAAUCUGAGUGCUCUGUAAAUCCAAGCCAUUUUGAAAUGUCCAGUUUGAAUGUUGCUGCAACCCACUUUCCAAUACUGAGAACUGAACAGCAGCAGUUUCUGCUGUCAAACCAAUCAUGUAGCAAUGGCCAAACAUAAACAAUGGCUGUUACUAAAUGUGAUAGGGUAAGGUCAUUCCUGCUGGUGAAGUCCGGCCUCCCAACCGGUGGUGGCGCUGUGGCCACUAAGUUGGUGACCUCACUAAGAUGGACGCUUGUGGCGGCCAUCUUGUUGGAGUCAAACUGCACGUGUAUGCUCUGAGCUUCACCUCAUAGAGUCAGCCAUUAUCUGAUACACCUGCCAACUAGUCAUGGGUGAGUCACUGAUUCUAGGGGUGGAACUUGGUGCAUAAGGGGCAUGUGCAGGUAAAAGAGUUAGUUGAGCCUGGGGAAGGAAGGAGAGAGGGGAGCCAGCUGGAGUACACAGAACCCUGUUCUUGAAUCGCGUUACCAUGGACUAUAACCUGUCUUGUUAUUGUUGCAGUACAAGGAUUAAAACCUGUCUCAACAAACCCUUCGAUGCUGUGUUCAACUGGACUUCUUGUUAGCCUGCCUGUUGGACGACCACCACUGCUUUAAAGAGACACUCACCCUUUUCUUUCUUUUGUGUUAUAAAUGUUCUUUUGUCUAUUAUUUCUGUGUUAUUCACUGUUCACAAAGUGAACACAUUGUAAAUACAUGUUGGGGCUACAUCCUACAAAUAAAAUACCUGGAGAGUGUGUUUGUUUGUACUUCCACACUAAGCUACUUAGGGGAGGCUCAGCCUGGACUUGUGAGACUGCCGGCCAUCAGGGUCUGCUGAUGGGUGAAGAGCUGAACCCACACGAUUUUCCUCCCUCAUCCACAGGAGUGCAAAGACCAAUAUGCCCUGUGGACCCCCAGCCAACAUCAGCCACUAAUGCAAACCACGCUUGCAUGACACUCCCUGCACUUGAAAAAGUGGCGCUUUUAUUAGGUGAACUACUGGGGAAAUACAGCUUAUAUUCAAUCGCCAAUCCUCAAGCAGGCUGGUUUUUAGUAGUAAGGAAGUUAGUGUACAACAUUGCAUUAUUAUUUAAUGACGAGUUACAAAACAAGUAUAAUAUAAUGAAACACAAUGAAUCUAUUCAAAUGCUUUUAAAAAGGUGUUAAAGUUUGAUUUAAAAAAAAACGGUGGCAGUAAAAUAAGAUAGACAUUUUGGGGCUUUUUAAUGAUAUUGUAAUUAUUUUUUUUCAGAAAUGAGAAAAUAAUGGCUACCAAGAGAGUUACAAAACAGUACAUAAACUAAGGAAUAGAAUGUAGGGUCUUUUUGGUACUAUUAACUUUUAAUUAAUUCAGUGGUUGAGUACAUUUAAAAUAUAUUUUUAGAGGAUAAUAAUAAUGAAGACCAGAAGCUUUUCUUUCACUAUUAGAAACACAUUUAUAGACUGAAUACAAAUCAUUGAUUUUAAACAAUUGAAACAACUGUUUAUCUUUCCUUUUAUUAAAGCGCUCUGCCCAUGCAUUAUUCAUUUGACCACUCAUUUUCCUUUAUUGUCUCAAGCUACUAAACCUGAAGCAAUUCACUUUUAACCAAUUGGAGCCUUCGGGGAAUAAGCUUGAAAAAACUUUCAGUGGAACAGCAGUAGUUCAACUCCAGUUUCUAUCCAGCCCUCAGUCGACAGUCUGAAGAAGAUGGAAGUGUCUCACAGCUGCUUGAAAUCAGGAAGGAUCUGGCUGAUUUUGGCUGCUUUAGCCUUAUUCCUGGUUAUCUGUGAUGCAAGAUCGAAGGCUUCCAGAGGGGUAGCGGUUCCUUUUGUCUUUGAUCCGAAGGCAUUUUGUGACCCUCCAUGUCAGCAUGCAGGGCUCUGCAUCAGGAACAGCACCUGCUUCUGCUCCAAAGGCUAUGAGGGGGAACUAUGCCAAUAUGCUAACUGUUAUCCAAAGUGUAAAAAUGGGGGAGAGUGUCUCCGGCCUGGAAAAUGCAGAUGUCUACCGGGAUAUGGAGGAAAAUACUGUCAUAAAGUCUCUUGUGAGGGCGGGUGUUGGAAUGGGGGUGAAUGCAUCUCUGUGAACAGCAUUGUGAAGUGUCUUUGUCCCUCUAGCUGGACAGGCUCAAAAUGUCAAGAAGCAAUCUGUCCUCAGGGAUGCAGAAAUGGUGGAAGUUGUGUUGCACCUGGUAUCUGUAGCUGUCCAGAAGGAUGGGUGGGAGGAGCGUGUCAUAAAGCUAUUUGCCGACAUCCUUGUCUAAAUGGAGGAAAGUGUGUUGCUCCAAAUGUCUGUAGGUGCCGCGGCCCUUAUUCUGGAGCACAGUGCAGAGAGAAGAAGGUACACUGAACACUCUGGAAAAUCUGAAGCUGUCCAAUCAUUUCAACAAAGCAUUUGAAAUAGUAAAUAUAAGAAAGACAUACCGAUUGGAUAGACGUAUACAAAAAGCAUUGUUUAUUAAUCUGAAUUGUAUCACGGUGUGUUUGUUAGUCAUUCAUUUCCUCAUUGUGAUCACGAUUCAUUUUUUAAAUAUACCUUUUCAAUAAAAAAAAUAAAAAGCAUUGAUUGAGUUUA